This is a messenger RNA of Rhizoctonia solani, 1650 nucleotides long. Its product is annotated as myxovirus resistance protein. Bases 1 to 1650 code for a protein of 549 amino acids. The record is from RefSeq and is a predicted model, not a curated record. NCBI's taxonomy places the organism in Eukaryota, Fungi, Basidiomycota, Agaricomycetes, Cantharellales, Ceratobasidiaceae. Gene Ontology annotation, molecular function: GTPase activity; GTP binding; microtubule binding. The transcript has 12 exons. Gene Ontology annotation, cellular component: membrane; cytoplasm; microtubule.
AUGGCCUUGGAAGAGGUAUCACCAUCGGCUCACUCUGUCAAUCUAAGUGAUCUGGGGGAUGAUAACAACUCACUUUUCGACUUCGUCGACGUCGAAGCAGAUCCGACGACCGCAACUCACUCCACGCAGAUGGACCAAGACAUCAAUUCUAACGAUUAUGCACGUCAACGACGCGAACUUUUGGACUUGAUCAUUCGACUGCAAGCAAUUGGCUUAGGCAGUGAGCUGGAGCUACCUCAAAUUGCCUGCAUUGGUUCACAGAGCGUCGGGAAAUCAUCAUUAAUCGAAUCCAUCUCCGGGGUUGCCUUACCAAGGGCUAGCGGAACUUGUACAAGGUGCCCUAUUGAAUGCCGACUAAAACGUUCCGAGCAAGCAUGGGAAGCUACUGUUUACCUCCGUUUCGAAAGUGGUAAAAGUGGCUAUACGGGCAGGACCAAAGAAACUCAAUUCGGCUCCCAGAUGACCGAUCGUUCGGACGUUCAAGAGCGAAUCCGUCGCGCACAACUAGCGAUCUUGAACCCAACUAUUGAACCCUCGGAAUUUCUUAAUGCUGAAAGUGAUGCAUUGUAUCCUUCCUCUCGGUCUUUCUCUCAAAACUGCGUUAUUGUCGUACUCUCAGGGAAUGAGCUAUCGGAUCUAAACUUCGGUCCCCUGAUACACCAAAUUUCCUCCCCCCGGCGAAGAGUGGCCGUCGAAAUCGGAAAAGGGACUUACUAUUGGCUCAACGAUGUGGUCGAGCUUGCUGAAGGUGCACGGACGCGUGAAUUACCUGGGGAGUUCCCAUUUGCGGUCACCGAGGAAUUAAUCAUGCGAACGUUGCAUUUAUGGCGCCAGCCUGUGAAGGAUGUAUUCGGACGGGCGGAGCGUAUAUUUGUCCGGCGCCUAACUGCUUUGGUCGAGGCGCACUUCGGACAAUAUACUCAUGGUGGUUUAAGAGCAGUCGUUCAAAAAAUCGUGCUCGAAAAGCUUGAAGAAUUCACUUCCUUUACACUCAACUCUCAUUACUAUCUCGACUAUAAGGAAAAGUUCCUUAAGCAUUAUGCAACAUUUCGUAAUAACCGAAGUGCUCUUGGCCGGUCCCUAAGGGCAAAACCGUCUCCGCGUUGGGAACGCGAAGAAACUGUGGCUGAUCCUCUAGAAGCCGCACUUGAGAACUUAAGGCGAGCUGGCUUCGAUAACUUGAACCGACAGGAUCUGGUCAAGCUUUUGCCCGCCGAUUUCUCUCACAAGCGGCGCUUGAGAUCAUGGCAAGUGCGCGAGCAUACUAUCAAGGUUUAUUUAUCAAUCAUUGACAAGCGCUUUUCGGAUACAGUCCCACUUGCCAUCGACCAUCGCUACGUUCGUGGUUUUGAAAAGGCUAUCCAAUCUACUUUGUCAAUUGUGCGAAAGCGAGCCGAACUCAAUGAUAGGAAAGAGAGGCUGGAAGCGGCGAGGAUGGAGUUGAUGGAAGUCCCUGGUGUUGUGGCUAUGAGGGAAAGACUAUCGAAGAUGAAUUGUUCUUCUGAUCGGGCACGACUCGGAUCACGAAACUUAUCGUCAACCACUCAAGUUGCACACGCACAUACAUCAAGCAAGCAGAAGGUGUCAAGUAGUCCUUCAUCCCCAGUUCCAGUACAAAUAAAAUACUGGAAAUCAAGUGAUCUUUUGUGA